GGAGCCCCGAUGGACACGAGAGCGGAGCAGAGCGCGUCCUGACCCCUACCCCACGCGGCGGCCUCUGUGCCAGCCCCUGUGACUAUGGACGAGUGGAAACCCAACCCCGCCGUCAAGCCUCACAAGAAGCGGAGCUGGUACCUUGCCUGGAAGUACAAGCUGAUGAACCAGCGUGCGCUGCGGAAGCUUUGCCAGACGGGUGCUGUCCUUUUCCUGCUUGUGACUGUAAUUGUGAACAUCAAGCUGAUCUUGGACACCAGGAGAGCUGCUUAUGAGGAGGAAGAGGAGUCUGCACAGGACUACGAUGAUGAGAUGCUGAAUGUGGAGGUCCCUAGGCACCCUGUCAGCAACAAGAAGGUCUUGGAUGUCGAGGUGUACUCCAGCCGGUCGAAGGUCUACGUAGCUGUGGAUGGGACGACAGUCCUGGAAGAUGAGGCUCGGGAGCAGGGAAGAGGGAUCCACAUUAUCGUCUUAAAUCAGGCUACGGGUCAUGUGAUGGCCAAGAGGGUCUUUGACACAUAUUCUCCCCAUGAAGAUGAAGCCAUGGUACUCUUCCUCAACAUGGUUGCCCGGGGCCGGAUCCUGAUCUUCACCAUUAAGGAUGAAGGCUCCUUUCACCUCAAGGACACAGCCAAGAAUGUCCUGAAAAGCUUGGGGAGCCAAGCUGCGCCAUUCCUGAGCUGGAGAGAUAUGUGGACAUUUGUGGGGAAGAAGGGAGGGGAAGUAUAUGGGGAGAAGCACACCAAGUCGCCCGCCCUCUCGACAUGGGGUGACCCUGUACUGCUGAAGACAGAAGUUCAUCUGACAUCUGUGGAAGGCCAUGAGGAUGAGCAGUCUUUUUUCUCCUUGGUGCCUUGGCCCGACGCAGAGCUGACCCGCCGCCGGAAGAGGUUCUGCAGCAAAGUAGAAGGUUACGGCAGUGUCUGCAGCUGCAAAGACCCCACACCCAUUGAGUUCAACCCUGAUCCCCUCAAGGACAAUAAAGUCUUCGAUGUGCCUGUAGCUGUUAUUGCAGGGAACCGCCCCAACUACCUGUACAGGAUGCUGCGCUCCUUGCUGUCGGCUCAGGGCGUCAAUCCACAGAUGAUCACAGUCUUCAUCGAUGGGUACUACGAGGAGCCGAUGGAUGUUGUGGAGCUGUUUGGCCUCUCAGGAAUCCAGCACACUCCCAUCAGCAUUAAAAAUGCCAGAGUUUCUCAGCACUACAAAGCCAGUCUGACUGCGACCUUCAACCUCUUCCCGGAUGCUAAAUUCGCCGUGGUUCUGGAGGAGGACCUUGACAUUUCUGUUGACUUCUUCAGCUUUCUGAGCCAGUCAAUACACCUUUUGGAGGAGGACGAGAGCCUGUACUGCAUCUCGGCUUGGAAUGACCAGGGCUAUGAGCACACAGCGGAGGACCCCUCCCUCCUGUACCGUGUGGAGACCAUGCCAGGCCUGGGCUGGGUGCUCCGGAAGAGCCUGUACAAGGACGAGCUGGAGCCAAAGUGGCCAACCCCUGAGAAGCUCUGGGACUGGGACAUGUGGAUGCGGAUGCCCGAGCAGCGGAAGGGCCGGGAGUGCAUCAUCCCUGACAUCUCACGCUCCUACCACUUCGGCAUCGUGGGGCUCAACAUGAACGGCUACUUUCACGAAGCCUAUUUCAAGAAGCACAAGUUCAACACAGUUCCGAAUGUCCAGCUUAAAAAUGUGGAGAGCUUGAGGAAGGAUGCCUACGAGACUGAAAUUCAUCGGCUCCUGGGUGAGGCUGAGGUCUUGGACCACAGCAAGAACCCCUGUGAGGACUCCUUUGUGCCUGACACUGAGGGCAGGGUCUACGUCAUGUUCAUCAGAAUGGAGCAGGAAGCAGAUUUCACCACCUGGACUCAGCUUGCCAAGUGCCUCCACAUCUGGGACCUGGACGUCCGCGGGAACCACAAGGGGCUGUGGCGGCUCUUCCGCAAGAAGAACCACUUCCUCGUGGUGGGGGUCCCUGCCUCCCCCUACUCGUCUAAGAAGCCCUCAUCGGUGACACCGAUCUACAUGGAGCCCCCCGCCAAGGAGGAGGGGGCGGUGGCAGUGCCGGCGGUUGCUGCAGCAGAGCAGACAUGA
Messenger RNA from Fulmarus glacialis (Northern fulmar), 2088 nucleotides. It is a transcript of the gene POMGNT1, whose product is annotated as protein O-linked mannose N-acetylglucosaminyltransferase 1 (beta 1,2-). Bases 85 to 2088 code for a protein of 667 amino acids. Gene Ontology annotation, biological process: protein O-linked glycosylation via N-acetylgalactosamine. The transcript has 21 exons. Gene Ontology annotation, molecular function: beta-1,3-galactosyl-O-glycosyl-glycoprotein beta-1,3-N-acetylglucosaminyltransferase activity. The record is from RefSeq and is a predicted model, not a curated record. Lineage: Eukaryota; Metazoa; Chordata; Aves; Procellariiformes; Procellariidae. Gene Ontology annotation, cellular component: Golgi membrane.